CUCACACUCGCACCCCUCCCAUCUCCCUCUCCAUUCCAUUCACAUCAAGAUUCAUUUUCAAUUACUUUUAUAUACAGAAGAUCGAUUUAGUAUAUAUUAAGCAAAGAUUUCACAGUUUGCAUCCACACAGAAACACAAAGUGUAAAAUACUGUUUCAGUACUAGUUAUAGCGUUACUUCACAUUGGACAACACAUUAAGGAUGGAUCCCACAUGAGGAGUAAGUACACAUUGACUCCUGUUGUUGACUUAACAAUUUGACACUCUUGUUUACGGCGUCAGUAAUCUCCCUAGGCUCUAGUCAUGAGUUGCCAAGGCUAUGGAAGCCUUUUGAGUUUGCUGAUUCAAUCUUUUUCUCACUGGCUGAUAGUCAAAGUGGAAGUUCUCUCCUCCCUUCAGGAAAGGUACCUCCUUCUUUGAUUGCCCCGUUCUUGCACUGGGAUCUCACUCACAGAGAUCUUUCAUUUAGGUCUUCUUUUUUUUUUUUUUUUUUUUUCCCCAGAGUGUCUUGGCUUUCCAUGCCUAAAAUAAAUCAUGACAAGUUUUUCAUAAUAUACAUUUCCCCAUAUUACGACAAGACUUUUAUACCCCAAAGUUCAAUUCUAUUAAAAUUAAUUGAUAGUUUUAAUUCCAUUCCUACAAAACCUUUUAGAGUACAAAUAUACCCUCGUAAACAUAUAAGCAGUGUAUUUUGGGAAUAAUGACAUCCCCCCCCACCUUUUUUGGUUCUUCAGACCCUAUUAUUUGCUUGGCACAGAGGAGGCAUAAAAAAAAAAAAUCUCUGCUUCAUAUUGAAUAGAGCCUCCCUGGGCUCACAAUCUCUGACUUUCAAAUAAAAAUUUAAAAAACAGAUCAUGAAAAAGCUGUAAGAAGAUUGAGUUCAUCACUGUCAAAAAAUUAUUAUGGGGGCUGGCACUGCAGUGUACCGGGUAAAAGCCACUGCCUGCAGUGUUGCCAUCCCAUAUGGGCACCAGUUCAAGUUCCGGCUGUUCCACUUCUGAUACAACUCUCUGCUAUGGCCUGGUAAAGCAGUAGAAGAUGGUCCAAGUGCUUGGGACCCUGCACUUGCAUGGGAGACCUGGAAAAAGCUCCAAGCUCCUGGCUUCGGAUUCGUGUAGCUCUGGCUGUCGUAGCCAUCUGGGGAACAACUGGUGGAUGGAAGACCUCUCUUUUUUCUCUCUGUCUCUGCCUCUCUAUAACUUUGCCUUUCAAAUAAACAAAUAAAUCUUUAAAAAAUUGUAUUUCACCAAAAUUUGUCUCUUUAAUUCAAUUAUUCUAAGAAUCUUAGAGUUACCCAUGUGCUAUACACAUAACUGGUUGAACUGAAAAUAAUAAAAUGUGCUGAUUGCCUGCUUGUGUGCUUCCUUUUAUCAACACUGUUUUCUUUUCCAAUAGGAUUCCAGGAUAUAUAGAAACACAAAAUAUCACACGUGUCACAGAAUUCCAUCUCAUGGGCUUCUCAGAAGAUCUACAACUGCAGUCCUUCCUCUUUGGGCUGUUCCUGUCCAUGUACCUGGUCACGGUGCUCGGGAACCUGCUCCUCAUCCUGGCCGUCAGCUCAGACUCCCACCUCCACACCCCCAUGUACUUCUUCCUCGUCAACCUGUCCUUGGCUGAUGUGGGUUUCACCUCCACCACGGUUCCCAAGAUGAUUGUGGAUGUCCACACUCACAGCACAGUCAUCUCCUAUGUGGGCUGCCUGACACAGUUGUCUCUCUUUCUCAUUUUUGCAUGCAUGGAUGAUUUGCUUCUGACCGUGAUGGCCUAUGACCGGUUUGUCGCCAUCUGUCACCCCUUGCAUUACCAGGCCAUCAUGAAUCUUGGCCGCUGUAGCUUCUUAGUUUUGGCGUCCUUUGUGGCUAGCCUUUUGGAUUCUCUGUUGAAUAAUCUGAUGGUAUUAAAAGUUACCUGCUUCAAGCAAGUAGAAAUUUCUAAUUUCUUCUGUGACCCUUCUCAACUUCUCAGUCUUGCCUGCUCUGACUCCUUCACCAAUGACAUAGUCAGGUAUCUUGUUGGCAUCAUAUAUGGUUUUUUCCCUAUCUCAGGGAUCCUCUUCUCUUACUAUAAAAUCAUUUCUUCCAUUCUGAGAGUCCCAUCACCAGGUGGGAGGUACAGAGCCUUCUCCACCUGUGGCUCUCACCUGUCGGUCGUUUGCUUAUUUUAUGGAACAGCCAUUGGGGUGUAUUUCAGCUCAGCUUUCUCAGUGUCUCCUGGAAAGGGUGCCUUGGCCUCAGUGGUGUACACUGUGGUCACUCCCAUGCUCAACCCCUUUAUCUACAGCCUGAGGAACAGGGACAUCAAGAGGGCCCUGUGGAGGCUCCUCAGGAAAACAGGCUCAUCUCAGUCCCUGCUCCAUGCGUCUGGACUCUUGGUGGGAGCUGCAGCAAAAUGAAGCUCUCGACCUAUAAAUCUCACUUUUCUCCAUACAUGAUGUGUGAGGCUGGUGCUCUGCAGAUUUUGUGUCUGGUUAUUGUUUCUUUUGGUCCUUUUAAUGAGGCAUAUUAUAGAUUUUUUAUAUAUUUUUCAUACAUAACCAGAGAGUGGGAGGAAUGAAGCGAUAAAAGGCUUUUGGAGAAAAACUAAGAGAAGCUGUGUGUGGAUCCAUAAUUGUGACUAAGACAUUAAUGAACUAUUAAUACAGGAAAUGAUGAGCUGAGGGGUGUAGGGGAAUUCUUCGUAUGACUACCUCACAAUCUAUGUUGUAUAAAUUUAAACCUAUUCUGAAAUAAAAUGUUAAAAAUAUACAACUGUCAAUAAAACUUAUUUGAAAAGUUAAAAAAGCCACUGAUUCUUCUUGAUACCUGCUGAACACUCCACUGAAUAUCCCAAUAAAGGUAUGGUGUUCUUCAUCUUCUAUAUUUCUGCUCAUUUUUCCUUUUAGAGUUUAUGUCUCUGUAUUUUUAUUACCAUUUUGCUAGUUCAUCAUUUUCCUGAUUGCUUUUUUUUAUGUUUCAUCUGUGUUAUCUGUUAGCAUACUGAUAAUCUUUAAGUGGUUAUUGUGAGUUUGCUGUGGGAUGAUGAAAUAUCUUCAUUCCUUUAGGAAGAUGUAGUACUUUAUCUCUGGAGAUGCAGUUUGUUAAUUUGAUUAGGUGAGAUUUCCCUGUUUCCAUGCAUUCUCGUACUCUCCAUGGAUAUUUGAGCAUUGGGGAAAAAACAUCUCCCAGUCCUUAUGUAUGAGCUUCCAACAGGGAAAGACCUUCACAACAAAUGUCUAAAGAUUGUGGGUGACACCCAAAAUUUCCCUGGGCUUCUGUGUGAGAUUUGUGCAAUUAAAGGGGUUAGCCUUUGUUCUCCAGAGCUCAUCGCCUCAACCUCCCCCUAGUGUCUGUUUGUGGUACUGCACUACCUCUGAGGGCAGUUAGUACUAUUUAAUGCCAUUACCAUGGGAGCUCCAAGGCAGGCAAGGUAUGAACCAGUUCCUCAGGCAGCUCUGAGAAGACAGAACUUUGGAUGAACGCUCCACCUUCUCUUUCCCUUCCAUGAGAGAUUGGAACUCCCUCCUAGGAGUUGGGAUUCUUCUCAUUCUGCUAUGCUGUUUC
This is a messenger RNA of Oryctolagus cuniculus (rabbit), 3537 nucleotides long. Lineage: Eukaryota; Metazoa; Chordata; Mammalia; Lagomorpha; Leporidae. The record is from RefSeq and is a predicted model, not a curated record.